AUGGAAGUGAUCGGCCUAAGGAGGACCCAGUCCCUGAGGAGCCUCUCCUGGGUUCAGGAAAGGUCAUGGGGCACGCCAGGUCCCACACACUGGGACAGAAAGUCUGUGUCUCAGCUGGUGCAACAUUACCAAAGCUGUGGCGACUUAAGGAGUGUGGAAAAAGAGGAGCAUAAAUUCCAGACAUCAGACAGACUUUCAGAAGAAGGAUGGAGAGGACCCGAGGGCAGAGAAAAGGCGUUCUUAGGGGGAUUUUCAAGAGCCUUAAGCCUGUCAAGAAGUCACUCCAUGGACUACCUCCCUCAGAAGGAGACCUCGGCAACCAGGACUCUGUGUGCACUGUUCGAGUCCAAGUGCAAGCAGCAGAAGCUCAGCAGCGGCGCCCUGCUCAGCUCAUCACCAGCGUCUGCAAGCAAUGCAAAGAGAGGAAGAGACUGCCCUCUGCAGGACGGGAGAAGUCAUGACACCAGCUCUCAGAGGGUGACCCAGGCGGAGGGGGGAAGGACCUCGAAUGGACUCCCUGCGUCUUCCAACAGACUUUCCAGAUACUCAUAUGGAGUGACACUGGCGCUGACGGUUGUGACUGUGACGCGCACCGUGGCCCUGUGA
Messenger RNA from Dunckerocampus dactyliophorus (ringed pipefish), 606 nucleotides. RefSeq lists its product as uncharacterized. The coding region runs from base 1 to 606 and encodes 201 amino acids. Lineage: Eukaryota; Metazoa; Chordata; Actinopteri; Syngnathiformes; Syngnathidae. The transcript is spliced from 5 exons. The record is from RefSeq and is a predicted model, not a curated record.